This is a messenger RNA of Mercenaria mercenaria, 1665 nucleotides long. RefSeq names its product heat shock factor protein 2-like. Lineage: Eukaryota; Metazoa; Mollusca; Bivalvia; Venerida; Veneridae. Gene Ontology annotation, molecular function: DNA-binding transcription factor activity; sequence-specific DNA binding. The transcript has 4 exons. The record is from RefSeq and is a predicted model, not a curated record. Gene Ontology annotation, biological process: regulation of DNA-templated transcription. The coding region runs from base 124 to 1383 and encodes 419 amino acids.
ACAGAUUCUCCCAAGAAGGUAUUUGCGUUCAUGGAAUCUUUUCUUGUGCAUUUACAUUCUAGAAGAAAUUAAAGAGAACACACAGAAUUCUAAAGCGGUAAUUUGCCAUAGGAUAAUUAAAUCAUGACAGAACUAUUCCCAGAGUCCCCACCGCAAGUGGUGGAUGGUGUUACAUUAAAAUUUCCUGCAAAGUUAUGGAGAAUCGUUAACAGCUGCAGAACAGGUGCCAUUGCUUGGGAUUCGGAUGGAGAGUCAAUUAAGGUGGAGCGAAAAAUGUUUGAGGAACAAUACUUGAAAAAUGGUGCGUUGUUUAAGACUUCAAACUUCCAAAGCUUCAUAAGACAGCUGAAUAUCUACGGAUUCCGGAAGAUACCGACAAAUGGCCCGAAAAGUCAGCAAGAUGGCGCUACUUUUAUUUAUAAACACGACUUUUUCAGACGAGGUCACCCAGACUUUUUAUCAGAAGUUGUUAGGAAUACAGCCGUUAGGAAAACGCAAAGGGAGAAUGCAAUAAAAGAAGUUGAAGCCAAGCAUGGAAAACUUGAAGAUCUUAAGAUUGAAAGCCCUAUCUUAAACAAACAACUGCAGAGGACAGUAGACGAGUCUCAUCCUUUACUGAAAUUCCCAGCUCAACCUGUGAUCAAGUAUGGUGUCCCGGUGGAGCCAUUACAAAAAUCAAAGUCGAAGAUAACUACGGUGUACCUCAACCCUAGAGUGUCGAUGUGCGAUAUGCAACGGAUGAGCCCGACAAAGCUCCACCACCAGGUUGCCGACAUCCUGACGGCCAUGAAUGACGAUGACGAUACUCCACCUUUCAAACGGCCAAGAAAGACGCAUUCAAUCACUAUUUGUAGACCAUUCAAAGACAAAAUCAGCAUAAACAAUGCCGGUGACAAUGAGAAUCUAUCAAACAAUACACAAACAUUUCCUCUAAAGGUGCAUACUUCAAUAUCAAACCAAAUAUUAUUUGUUCCUAAUCCAUGCAACAAGCAGUCAGCAAACAAGAAAUUGGAUAAAGAAAAUGAACAUUUAAAAUGUCUUGAAAGUCUCGACCAGCUGUCUCAAGAAAGUUGCGAUUCACAAAAUUCUCUCAUGUUCGCCUGUCCAAUAGAGAAGGAUGAUGAUGACGAUGAACUACAUUCUGUAUUCAGGACAACUUUACUCUCUUCCGAGGAAAAGGAGGAAAUGGAAAUAAGUGAAUAUGGCGGGAAAGAUUUAGAUUUCGGUAAUGACGACAUUGAUGUGUUUGAUACGGAAACAUUUGACUUGGACACUUCUUUUACAGGCCUUGGGGAGGAGCAAGGGUUUUUGACACCAGCGUACUAUGACCCCGAUACAGGAACUGUAACCCUUCUUCUACCUUCAUUGAAUCCAGAAAUAUAGGUCUUACUUUGAAAUUAUAUGUAAGUGUACGUAUCCCUAUGUGACAAUUGUAGGACUUUCAACAGCGUUCUGAAUAACAAAUUUUGACGAAAUGAACGUCUUUUUAUUACUAAGUGGUGUGAUGAUACACAUAGCACCUUUUAUAACUGAGUUUUAGUUCUUACACUUAUUCAGAGGUGAAAUUAUUUAUCGUCAGUGCAACUGUUAAUUAUUAGCAGGUUCAAAUACUAUUUUAUUUUUACAUACAUGUAACAUAUGACAAUACAGGAAGUGGAGUCAUAA